Molecule: messenger RNA, 1183 nt
Organism: Lutzomyia longipalpis
Lineage: Eukaryota; Metazoa; Arthropoda; Insecta; Diptera; Psychodidae
Exons: 3
Coding region: 497-865 (122 amino acids)
Source: RefSeq, a predicted model, not a curated record
GUGGGGAAAGGCUCGGCAUGUGAGAUUGAAAGCCGAGAUUUUCGGCACAAUACGGCAAACAUUUUAAUUCAAAAGCAUCCGCGUAGUGGCGCAUAGUGCUUUGUCGUGAUUCUCGGCAUAUUUUCGGCAUUGUAGUGUUUUGACAUGCUCGGUGAAAAUAAUGGUGUGGGUUCACGAAAAACCCAUUUUCAGUGAUUUUCAUCAAUUUUCCGGCAGUCUAUUCGGUAAGAAAUUAAUCCUAAAGUGAAUAGUGCUAUGAAGAAAAUGGAAGAUUUUGUCUAAAGAGCCUAAAAAUGUGUAUUUUCUUUGUUUUCUUUAGCGUUGCUGUGUUGAAAGAUUUUGUUUGGACUUCUGAAGGACACCGUACACAUCCGGAGCUAAAAUUUCAUCUGGUGAGACUUGACCAGGCCCUCACUGUGUACAUCCUCUAAGGCUGUAUGAAGGAUAAUUUCUGGAGAGUAUGUGAGAUAAAUUCAUAAUUUUAUUUUCAUUCAAAAUGUGUUUGGGUCUAAAAUAUGCCGGAUUUUCAUCUUUAUUUAGACGCACCGGAAGAUUGACCUUUUUACAACAAGUGAAAACCUCUUGGUCAUCAGAAGCAUCCCAUGGCUUAGGAGAAAGGACCUUCUAUGGAUUUGGAUGCGUACAAAUUGAUCAGGAAACGACCACAAAGGAUGCCCCAAAGGAAGGAAACUUCGAAGCAGGAUGUCAUCAUGUGACCGCCUUGAAGGAUCCCGCAAUGUUCCUCCCUCCAAGUAUGUCUACAAAUAGAAUUCUAACGAGGGAAUUGGUUGCUGAGACCAGCAAAGGAAAAUGGACAACUGACAGCGAUGGAAUGGUGAGAAAAUUAAAAAAAAAAUGUAUUUAAAUAAAAUUUUAAAAUAAAAAUGUAAAAAAAAACUAAUUUUCUGGUAUUUUAUUUUUCGUUUUAUAACGGUCGGAAUAUAAAUUUAAAUAGUUGCCGAGAACAUGCCGUAAUUCUCGUAUAUUGGACGUGCGAGAUUGAUGCCGAGAAUACAUCGGGCGUAUGCCGAGACCAAUGCCGAGAUUUCAUAUAAAAAUUUGUCCCACGCAUAUUCCAUUCAAUUAUUGAAACUCGGCAAGAUCUCGGCAUUGGUGGAUUUGCCGAGAUGCCAAGAUUUACGUGCCGAAAUCUUGCCGAGAAUCCCCACUGGGUUGCUAUGAA